AUGAGGGAUCACCCAAGCAGUCUCCGCCAGGGAUCCCCCGGCCCACAGCAGCCCCCGCGGAACCUCUCCGACGAGCUGGGCGACUUCAUGUCCUCGACGGACGAGGACGCCGACUACGAUGACGAGGACGACAGCGAAGAGGACGAGCACGAGGGCGGCCUCGAGACGCCCAUGUCCUCGCGCAAGUCGUCGCAGAGCGACAGCUUCUUCGACGAGGAGGAGGAGUACCACCCCUCGCAGUUCCCGCCUCUGAAACCGUUCCUCGCGGCGCCGCCGCCGCCGACGAGGAAGCUCGCGCGCAUCGACUACGCCACCAGCGAUGAGGAGUCCGCCGAGAUCAGGAGUAGGAGAAGCAGCAGCAGCAGCAGCUACGGCUACAGCAGGCCCACGACGGCGACGUCGCCGACGUCGUUCCGCGCCAACCACCACCCCGCCAACCCCGCCCCGCCGCCGUUCCGGCGCUCCUCGACGUGUCCCGUGCUGACGCCCGACUUCCUGUCGAGCGCGGCGGACGAGGUCGUGAGGAUGAUGCCGGAGCAGGCGGAGUUCAUGAGCCGCAUGGUGGAGGGGUGGCGGGAGAUCCAGCGGCGGUCGUCGGUGAGCGCGCUGGCGCCGUCGCCGUCCUCGUUGGGGGCGCCGUCGCCGGGGAUGAAGAGGCCGAAUACGGCGCCUGGCGGGCCGAGGUUUUCGCCGUCGGUGAAUUUCUCGUCGUCGUUUCCGAGGACGUUGCCGGAGAGAUUGGAGGAGGAGCCCGGGAGCACGACGGAGAGCGAGGCGGGUUUUGAGGCUGAGGUUGAGGUUGAGGUCGAGGAGGAGGAGGAGGAGGAGGAGGAGGAGGAGGAGGAGGAGGAGGAGACGGGAGAAGGGGUUGAGAGUACGCUUGACGAGUUGAGGGUCAUGGCGAAGGAGAACGCGGAGAGGGCUAUUGUGGGCGCGAACGGGAGGGAAGAGAGGGCGCGGUUCGAGGUCGUGGAAAAGUGUAUAGACACCAUCGGGAGGGUGUAUCAGAGGAAGCCGGUGAGGGGGAGGAGGCGGAGGAGGUUGGGGAUGAAAUGCGUUGGCGCUUUGGUGAGGAUUUGUGAAAUGUUUGCGAGCGAGGGCGCAGAUGGCGGGUCGUAUCGAUUUGAGUCUGGCUUUCUGGACGAGGUUACUGAAAGUACGGAGAGCGAGGCGGAGGAUUAUGCGGACGACGAGGCCGAGGACGAGAUUGACGAGAAGGUACCGUUUCCGGAUUUCGUGGACACCGACUUCUUCGCCCGCGGGCCGGCUAUGGAGACCGACCUGAUGCGCCCACCGCCAUCACCGACCAAAGACCCCCUAGACGACCGCCGGCAUGCCGAGUUGGUGGAUCAAGCGAAGGAGGAGCUAGAAACGCUGCUUGUAAAGGCGGCCGAGGCCGAGACUCCCUUCGAGGAGCGGCACUCUCGCGUCGUGUACGCAGUAGAGGCAUAUCUCGCCAAGCUGUCUGAGAUGGAGGCCUCGCACGACCGCGAGUUCAAAUGGCACGCGGAGCUCAAGGCUUUCCACGUGGCCAUGGGCUCGAGGAAUAUGCUGGGAUCGGAACCGGGGACGGCCAUGGCGCUCGUCGCGAGUUUGAGUUUCUGCUUUAUCCCGAUAGCGACGGUGCUGUGGUACGUCACGGAGCCGACGACGUCGUGGAUGCUCUGGCGGAUUUUGAUACCGAUCGGGUGUUAUUUCUUGCUGCUUGCUGGGUUUUACAUUGACCAGAAGGAGGCGAGGGAAGCGCUUUACGAGGAGCAUCUGCCUCUGGAGGCGAGAGAUAUGAGGAGGCGGCACAAGAGGGAGAAGGACCUUCUACAGGCUGCACACGAGAGGGCUGUGCAGAGGGUUUAUUCUCCUGAUGCCUGA
Colletotrichum karsti is the source of this 1869-nucleotide messenger RNA. RefSeq lists its product as uncharacterized. The coding region runs from base 1 to 1869 and encodes 622 amino acids. The transcript has a single exon. The record is from RefSeq and is a predicted model, not a curated record. Lineage: Eukaryota; Fungi; Ascomycota; Sordariomycetes; Glomerellales; Glomerellaceae.